Chrysemys picta bellii (western painted turtle) is the source of this 1034-nucleotide messenger RNA. NCBI's taxonomy places the organism in Eukaryota, Metazoa, Chordata, Testudines, Emydidae. The record is from RefSeq and is a predicted model, not a curated record.
CCCGCCUCCAUCCAGCGCUCAGCCGCCUACCCGGGACCUCUGCCCUGCUCCGCUCCACGGGGCGUGGUAUGUUCCUCACCUUCGCUGUGUCCAAGGCUGCAGAGCAGGGGGACCAGGCGGGAGCUGGCACCCAGGGCAAGCGGAGACCUUGUUCACAGUGUGGGAGGAUGUGGCUGUACCUGGCCGCCCUGCUGGGGCUGUACUUCCUCCGCCGAUGGUACCGGGAGCGGCAGACUGUGGAGAACCUCCGAGAGAAAUACGUCCUGAUCACCGGCUGCGACUCCGGCUUCGGGAACCUGCUGGCCAAGCAGCUGGACUUGCGGGGCCUGCGGGUGCUGGCGGCUUGUCUCACCCAGCAGGGCGCGGAGCAGCUGAGGAAGGCGACGUCGGAGCGGCUGCAAACGGUGAUCCUGGAUGUCACCCGGACCGACAGCAUCGCCGCGGCCACUGCCUGGGUGAAGGAACAAGUGGGGGACAAAGGGCUCUGGGGCCUGGUGAACAACGCGGGGCUCGUCUUCCCCGUGGCCCCCAAUGAGUGGCUGACCAAGGACGACUUCGUCAAGGUGCUGGACGUGAACCUGGUCGGCCUGAUCGAGGUGACCCUCAGCUUCCUGCCCCUGGUGAAACGAGCCAGGGGCCGAGUCGUCAACGUGGCCAGUAUCCUGGGCCGGCUGGCCUUCUACGGAGGGGGCUACUGCCCUUCUAAGUACGGCGUGGAGGCGUUCUCCGACAGCCUCAGGCGCGAGCUCCGGCCCUUCGGCGUGAAGAUCGCCAUUGUGGAGCCGGGCUAUUUCCGCACGCCCAUGACGGAGACCCGGCGCAAUCUGGAGUGCCUGGAGCAGAGCUGGCACCGCGCCCGCCCCGACAUCAAGGAGAGCUACGGGCAGCGCUACUUCGACAGCCGUGAGAGCUCCUGCGGCGUCCUGGGGAGACGGGGACUCUCUGGCCAGGCUCCCGAGGGUGGGAAGAGGGGAGAAGCCAGCCAGCCCAUAAACAAUCGGUCCCCUCGUCUCCCCUGACGGGGACCCCGGAGC